ACGGAGGUGAUCAUCGCCGCCAUUUCUGAAGAGCAGACGUAGAAAAUGUAAAGGUCAAUGAUAAACAUUUGGCGCGUUUCGUUCGUACAGAUAGAUUUUGUCUGAAGUGGAGGGGACUGUCACCUCGACAUCUGCAGUUCUCUGGUGCAUUUUACUUCUUGAGAUUGCUUUAAAGAUUUUGGCAAACAUUCAGAUGGUUUCAAAUAUAUUUUUUGACAGUGAGAAAGCUAGACUUCUAUCUUCUUUUGCGUGUGUCGCGACUUUUUUUAUUACCGGUUGGCAAGCAAGUGCUAGUUGCUUUUUGCAGCUGGAUAUUCCAGAAUGUCUCUUGAGGAAGCGAAGACAUGCACUUACAACGUCGUAUGAGGGUUACUUGAUGUAGCAUUACGACAUGGGAGAGCUUCCGUUUACGUCACUCAACAAAAGCAGAUAUUGUUACUCAGCAGUAGAGCAUUUGUAGCCGUCUCUUUUGUUUGUCUAAGCAGGGGAUGUAAUUAUUGCUCUUGAGUCCCAACGAGACGGUGAUGAGCAGUCACACAUGAUGCAUGGAGGAUUUUAAUGACUUGUUGCGCCACGGCAGCUGUUGUGCAACAACGUGCGAAGUUGAUCUGUGCAUGAACAUUUCAAGAGCUAGUCCUGGGGGAAACCUUCUAAAUCUAUUGAAAAUCAGAGGUCGAAUUGUUCUGCUCUUUGAGAUGGCUCCUCUUCACCGAGUCUUCUGUUGAUAAGACUGAUGAAUGGCCUUCUCUGUGUCUGUUGAUAGUUUUAGGCUAAUAGAAAGUAACAGAAAAAGAAAGCUCGGCAAUAAUUUGAAUAUCUUUUAGUAGUAUAAAUUUGACGUGUGUACUUUGUAUUUUUACGAUUGCAGGUAACCAGCAGACCCCCCCCCCUUUGUGUUGUGUAUCAUGUACCUACUUAUAACUGAAAUCACCAAAGCAAGGGUUAGUUACUGGCUGAUUACUUUCCUUUUUAGGGGAGGCUUGUGGCGUGUGCUUUAUUUGAACUUAGAUGUUAAACCUCAGCAAAAAGUAAAGGUCAGUUCCACACUGGGGAUGUCAUUUUCAUGCAAAUGCUUGUAGCGUGUUGAGGCUGCUGGCCAGGUCAGUCCAUCGUUUUUAUGGAAAGCCUGGACUCCCCUCGUAACCACAGCUCGGUGACCCCGCGAGAGCCGUACCACUUCGAGACUCUCUUUCCCGCCUGGGUGCCCGCUGUCACAGUGGCUAGCGGAAUGAUACUUUUCCUGGCUGCCUCCUUCUACCUGCGCCACAGGAAAGUGGUCAAGAAACGAGAGAUACUCAUGGACUACUUCUACAUUAUAUUCCAAUAUGGAGGAAUGCGCCGGAAGAGAAUGGUGGCCGCCCUUUGCAACACAAAUGCUAUCACACUCAGGGAGCUGGGCCGGUCCUUUAUGAUCAGUUUUGAUUCGAUGGGCCACUCAGAAAACAAUCCUUCUUCUUUGUUUCCCGGCUCAGCGGAGGCUGGGAGCGGCAGUAACUGUCCGUAUUACCUCGAAGACACGGCAUUCACCGCGGCCAACGCCAACCCAGUAACACCGGGUGCUCAGAAGAGGAACUUUUUCAAAAGCAAAAUUCGCGCCAGUGUUAAAAAAUCUUGGACUCCUUUCCGUAGAUUUGCGACGCAGUCAGAGGACCACCCGAGCACUCAUGCGAACCCGAUGCUGCUCCAAGAUAUUCUGAAGAAGUUUAAAACACGGCGUCCGCCUAGCGGUCCGCCAUCAGCUCAUUCCACACCCGGCAGGAGAGUGCGGGGCGGCUACUGGAGCAGCCCACACCACCUUCAAGGCAGCUCUAUGUGUACCAUACAUGGCGACGACUUUGACUUUCACAAACUGUCCGUCGACAAAGAUUCGCCCCAGCCCUUCGUGUUGGGCUCCCAGAAUUUGCUUACGCCUCGGUUGGCAGAAGUUGCGGCCGAAGCUCGUAGACAUUCGUCGCUGGGAAAUCUGAAUCCGGAGAGGCUAAGAGAAGAACUCAGCGCCGCGGCCAGGCUUGGUCAAGAUCACCCUCUCUGGGGUGGUCAGACUCUGCACCCUCCCAACCUGCCUGCGCCCGGGGAGGGAGGUCAAGGUCGAGUGAACACACGUUGGGGCUCCUCGUCUUCUGUGUACCGCAGCAGUGAACCCACCAUCCUAAUCCAAGGCGCCAGCACCGACAGCGACUGCCCGCCAAGUCUCAACGACAUCCGCAGGAACUCCGAGAACAGCCUCGUUGUGUUGAGGCGAGUGUCUAAAGGCGAUGGGGAUCACUUUUAUUACGAGGAACAACGACUCCCGCCCAUGGAGCGAACGGACCGGGCGAGCUUAAGCAAAGUCAGUUCGGUUCGAUCCGGUAACAUGAACGAAUACUACCACUGUCUGCACAGCCCGGUAAAGAAAAAGAGCAACCCAAACUCACCAGUUGUGGGAGGAAAGUCGGGAGCUAAAAAGUGGAACAAUAAAUCCUCCGAUUCUAGUCGAUCUUCAGCCGUUGUCUCGGGACCCCCGAGGAGCAAAAGGAGCCGUCUCAGUCUCGGAGAAAUCGGGGUAAGUAACUUCAAUCGGCGAAUCGUGGAUUUCCCGAGCGACAGCUUGCCCGAGUACGACCCUGAGUCGUCGGCUGAUAGUAGUCGAAUGUCUCGAGGUUCCUCUGUGCACAGCAAGGGAAAACCUAGAACAGCGUGGACGCGCUUUAAAAACGUUUUCUCGGGCAGUCGAGCAGCUCAAAGCGGGGAUUCUCACCAGAGUAAAGUGUCAAAAUCUUCACAGUCCAGCGUGGAUGAACGACCGAAAAGGCGAAGUCGAAGACAGCAUAAACGUUGGGAUAGAUUCAUAAACGUCUUCACCGGAUUCCGAUCCCUUCCCGAGUCCAAGGAGAGUGGCGUUGUUGUCCCAGGGGAUGGGCCUCCCGGAAGUACUAGCGUGCCCUUAGGUCUGGACUCACGUGUACCCAGAGACUUGUACCACGUGAUUGAAAUGGAGUCUGGCGACCUUCACUUCAUCCCGCGCUCCCCACGUCUUCCCCCGCGAGGUGGCGUUCGCUCGGAAGAGUAUCGUCCCCACCACUUGAGCCCAGGAUCGAAAAUCCCACCAAAAGCGCUCUCGUUCCCGGAUGAGAUUUUCCAGGGUCAUGAACCCUAUAAAAAAGUACAUCACGUGGUAGGUGGUAGUAGGUCGUUCUACACAGACGCAGCAGGGGGACCACACAGUGCGGGGAAACUGUAUCACAUCGGCGACGAAACACCGCCUCCCAGAAGCGCUUCUUUCUCCUUGCCUCACUCCAAAAGUAUGACGUCAGCUUUCAGUACUACGAGCGUGGGGUCACACGAAGACUGGAGGGGUUACUACAGCGAUAUCCCGUCUCCGUACAGGCGAGCUCGAACCCCGAGCAGACUGGAAGGCAACGACAGCGAAGAAGACGCUAUUUUAGGUCGUCGCUUUAGAAGCCUGAGCCCUCUCCCUGAGAGGAGUUUCAGCUUUAGCCCUCGGAGAACAAAGCCUCGUCCUCAUAAAGUCCCGCGGUCCCCGCGAAGAGUGAUUAACCCGAAGUCCAGCAGUUUCCACCAUAAUCAACCGCCUCAAAGUAACGUGAGUCCACGCGCAUGCACGCGACACCGCUCAUUCAGCGGGAGUCGUAAUUCACCUAGUGAUUUUAUAAUGUCAGAGAUCAAAUCCUCUGCGAGUGCUGGCGCGAGUCUAGAGCUACCCAUUUGGAACUCAUCUCCCAGAAUUCCUCAGCGGAGAGCAAGCUCUCACAUAGUGGAAAGAGAUAAGAAUGUAGGUAGCGUCAUGCUGGGACCAAUGUCUGCCUCUUGCAAUACUUCUCCUAUACGUUCCACGUCCUCACCGCUACGACCACAGACAUAUUCAACAUCGAACUCUCCUAUUGCCGUGGCAGGCACUGACCAAUAUCCGGACUCCCCUCGUGCUGUUUCCCCUUUAUUCUCGCCUUCACAGAUUCCGAAAGUCGGAGCUGGUCGUGACUUUCAACGUGGUACCGUUUCUCCCUCGGGCGCGCGCGCUCAUUCUCCAAACAAUGUCGUCUCUAGAACGUCGUCAUCCUCAGGAUUUCCCGUCUCGUCCCCACAAAAAGACGAGAAUCACCACUACCCGACCGCGGAUUAUUCGCCUCCUCCUUAUCCUGCACAGGACCAAAAUCUUCCUCACUACAGUGACCUUGACUUUAGAAGCCAAGAUGUCCCACUGCAAGUUCAUGGAAGUGGGGGCAACUCUUCAGCACUAUCUAAGGCACCUUUAGCCAAAUUGGCCGCCAGCGACAACAUGUCAAUGUCUGGUUUGUGGAGCCGAAGCGGAAGCGGAAACACAGUGGUCGAACAGCCGACAAGGAAAGCUGGUGCAGUGGCAGACGUGAUGGAGGUCAGUGAACCAGUCUCUACUGCCCAAGAGGAUCAACCAAUGUCCAGUGGUCCUCGGACAUUGAGAAUAACAAGACAGGCAAGCCAGGACGGUGACUUGCAGCGGGUUUCUUACGGCAAAAUCACUUUAACAGAUACGCCAUCGCAGUCACAAAGCGGCAAGAUGGCGAUUGGUCCUGUGAGCCGGGUAAAGCCUUCAGCGUACGAUACGCUCAUCUGAUGACAUCACUGGAAACGGAGCUUCAGAAAAAUUCGAGGCUGUAAGGUAGCGUCAGAGGUGACAACUGGCUAUGAAAAAAGAAAAGAAAAAGAUCACGGACUCGAAAUACACAGAUCAUAAUGAUUUGGUAUGAUACAUUAAUUUUGUAUCAAGACUAUUUUAUACAGUCUCUGAAAUUUGGUAAUGAAAAUCGACACUCUGUAGCGUACAUUGAUGACUCAUCUUUAGUCAUUACAACACAAGUAGCCUACAACUUUCUGAAAAGGAGACUUUAAAACAGAGACCAUUUAAACUUGAGGUAGUACCACAGAGUUUUUCAGUAAUACAAUGUUACUGUAAACCCUCUCUGGUAGUACCCAUGGACUUUGAUCAUUCUCACAACGUCAACAUAA
Molecule: messenger RNA, 4983 nt
Organism: Aplysia californica (California sea hare)
Lineage: Eukaryota; Metazoa; Mollusca; Gastropoda; Aplysiida; Aplysiidae
Exons: 2
Coding region: 1118-4591 (1157 amino acids)
Source: RefSeq, a predicted model, not a curated record